This is a messenger RNA of Penicillium longicatenatum, 918 nucleotides long. Its product is annotated as flavin reductase family protein. The coding region runs from base 1 to 918 and encodes 305 amino acids. The transcript has 2 exons. The record is from RefSeq and is a predicted model, not a curated record. Lineage: Eukaryota; Fungi; Ascomycota; Eurotiomycetes; Eurotiales; Aspergillaceae. Gene Ontology annotation, molecular function: riboflavin reductase (NADPH) activity; FMN binding.
AUGAACUUGUCGGUCCCGCGACUUGCGGCCCGCCGCGGAGGGGACUUAAAUUCCGGAAUCUCAUACAUAUCUUCGCGCAAUCUCUCGUCUCUUCAAACUCUAUCAGCGCGGCUAUCCCACCAGCGCAAUCUACCAUGCUCGCGACGAAAUAUCACCAGUGCUUCGGCUCUCAACGCCCAAGAAGCCCAACCAACGCCUACAAAUGAACAAGCACAAUCAUCAAAAACCAAUACACCACCUAAGAACUCCUCCGCAUCCUCUAUAUCCGAACAUGUUCGCCUUCUCAUGCGCCAAGUCCCCUACCCCGUCGCCAUAAUCACAGCAACAGAUCCCAGCGGCGCAUCAGAUACAUCCUCAUUCCGUGGUAUGACAGUAUCCUCUUUCAAUACCGUUACCCUUACACCAAACCCGGUCAUCUCGUUCAAUGUGCGCAGGCCAUCUGAGACAUUAAACGCUCUUCUCACCUCGCAACGAUUCCUGGUUCAUUUACUUGCUCCGGGGCCCGCAACUGCUACACUCGCGCGGGAUUUCUCGAAGGGCAACACCACACUUGCCAGUAUACUGAAUGGGCAUGGGGACUUUGAAUUCAGCGCUUUGCCAGCUUGUCCAGGAGGCCAGAACUCUGGAUCUGUGAGACCUCUUCCUAUUUUGAGGAGGAGGGAUGGCCCGAAUGAAUUAACGAAAGAUGGAGGAAAUGCUGAUUUUCCAUUCGUACUUGAGUGUACACUACAUCCGCAGAAAAUUGAUGUGCAGGAUCACUCGAUUGUGCUGGGGACUGUUGUUCGUGCAAUCGAGGGCGAGGAUCUCGCGCUUUCAGAGCGACAUUGCGCGCAAAAGAGUGGGAAUGAGCAUUCGGCAGAACAAUUAUGUUUGUCGUACGCUAAUACUAAAUUUUGGAAGAUGGGAACUGAGAUUUGA